Molecule: messenger RNA, 507 nt
Organism: Aspergillus pseudotamarii
Lineage: Eukaryota; Fungi; Ascomycota; Eurotiomycetes; Eurotiales; Aspergillaceae
Product: general stress protein
Exons: 2
Coding region: 112-420 (102 amino acids)
Source: RefSeq, a predicted model, not a curated record
AUGACCUGAAAACACAUUUCUAUCCAAACACAGAAAACCACAUACUAAAACAAUUGGUUCAAUAACUCUUGAAUCUCAAUUCUCAGAUCGCAACAUCACACAUCAGCAAAAAUGGCCGACAACUCGAACCCCGGAAACUUUGCCAACCGCCCCCACGACGAGGUCGAGGACAUUGCCCGCAAGGGAGGCCAAUCGAGCCACCAAGGGGGUUUCGCCAGCAUGGACGAGGAUAAGCAGAGAGACAUCGCCUCGAAGGGUGGUCAAGCUUCGUCGGGCAGCUUCCGUCCUGGAGACCCUCGGGCCAGGGAGGCCGGCCACAAGGGUGGACUUGCCUCUGGUGGAAGCUUCGAGCCUGGAGAUGAGAGAGCUAGGGAGGCUGGCCACAAGGGUGGAAAAGCUACUGGACACCCAGAGGAGUAAAUAUCUACGCGCUCCUGCGAGAGUGAAACAUGUACAAUAGCAAACGAUUUCGUCAACGAAGUACUGAAUGAAUGUAUGAUAUGAUCG